Camellia sinensis is the source of this 670-nucleotide messenger RNA. The record is from RefSeq and is a predicted model, not a curated record. Lineage: Eukaryota; Viridiplantae; Streptophyta; Magnoliopsida; Ericales; Theaceae.
AUGGGUGUGGGGAAGAGUUGCAGAUUGAGGUGGUUUAACCAGUUAGAUCCAAGGAUAAACAAGAGGGCUUUCAGUGAGGAAGAAGAGGAAAGAUUGUUGGCUGCACAUAGAAUGUAUGGGAACAAGUGGGCUAUGAUAGCAAGGCUAUUCCCAGGGAGGACUGACAAUGCAGUGAAGAACCAUUGGCAUGUGAUAAUGGCAAGGAGGCACAGAGAGCAAAACACCGUGUAUAGGAGGAGGAAGCCCUCUUCUUGUUCACCCAAGGGAUUUGAUGGUAUGAUAAUGAUUAAUGGUUACAACAACCAUCUCAACAAUGCAUGCAGUGAAUCAACUAUCUCAAGUGCCAACAUUGAUGAAUCUGGAUCAACUUGCACUGAUCUCUCUCUCACUCCCUCCUCAACCAUAGUGCGUCCUGGUUUUGGUUUUGUCUCUAGGCUUGUCAGUCCAGUUCUCCAGCACCACCAGCCCUAUGGCCUCCAGAUGGGUAUGAUUACUUUUUAUUAUUUAAAAUUUUACGUACACAAAAUCUUAUCACAGAAUUAAAUAUAACUCUCUAUCGGCUAUCGGGUGAAGUCUACACAUUUGAUGAACGAGGAGCGUUGUAUUUGGUAAUGUGACGUGAUUCUGAAUUCUUAGAUUUUUUUUUCUUGGAUUAAUUACUCAAACAUCU